This is a messenger RNA of Darwinula stevensoni, 1130 nucleotides long. The record is from the annotation of a GenBank genome assembly. NCBI's taxonomy places the organism in Eukaryota, Metazoa, Arthropoda, Ostracoda, Podocopida, Darwinulidae.
UUCCCUGACUUUUUCCUAGGUUUCAUAACAUGGAAUGACCAACAAAUCUUACAGGCUGAUUGUUAGCAACUUCUUAAUUAUGAAUUAAUAUGUUGGAAAUGAUAGUGGUGAUGUAUUGAACAUUUACAAUUGCCACUGUUGCCAGCAGCAAAGAACUGCUUGCCUCAUCUUAACACAAAAUGGCUGGAUUAUCUGUGAAACAAGAACCUAUGGACAUUGACCGACCAGGACCAUCCAAUAACUCAGAAGUUAUAGAAACAAGGAUCUUGGAACUGUGCACUGAAUUCCCCAAGGGAGUUCCGGACAAGGUUCUACAAAAUGACAUGCCCCUUCUUGAUGCCAAGGAACGUGUGAAUGCCAUCAACAGGCUUCUUGCUAAAGGAAAGAUAGACCUGUUUAAGCAGGGCACUGAACUGGUGUACAGGCAAAAAGCAGCCACAGUACUCAAAGGAGGAGAGAACGAGGAGAAAAUUGUCUAUCAAUUGAUUUCAGAGGCAGGAAACAAAGGAAUAUGGAUUCGAGACAUUCGACUGAAGUCCAACCUUGCCCUUACACAUGUGAACAAGGUUCUGAAGGCUCUUGAAGGACGAAAGCUCAUCAAAGCUGUGAAGUCUGUUUCGGCAUCCAAAAAGAAAGUGUACAUGCUGCAAGACACAGUUCCUGACCGUUCCCUUACUGGAGGAGCUUGGUAUUCAGAACAGGACUUUGAAGCUGAAUUUGUGGCAGUGCUGAUGCAGCAGUGUUAUCGAUACCUCCAGGAAAAAGCUGUUGCUGCCAAGAAAGUUCAAGGUGGACCACUUGCCAUUCGAAAUGCUUCAUUUGUAUCAUCUGCUGCUGUCUGCACAUUUAUUUCGGAAUUGGGAAUAAGCAAGGUGGCCUUAUCUUUGGAUGAUAUUGAGACGAUUUUGAAUACCCUCAUAUUUGAUGGAAAAGUGGAGAAGUCCAUAGCUGUAUCAGGUGAAAGUGGAGCAGGAACAGACACAAAGCUCUUCCGUGCUGUUGAAUCUCCACUCACAGCACCUGGUCUUGUGCGGAUGCCUUGUGGCAUCUGCCCUAUAUCGAAAAAUUGCAGUGAUAUUGGAGCUGUUACUCCCAAGAAAUGCCAAUAUCUCAAAGAUUGGCUGAACCCC